Trypanosoma theileri is the source of this 1341-nucleotide messenger RNA. RefSeq names its product protein phosphatase 3, catalytic subunit. Gene Ontology annotation, molecular function: calmodulin binding; calmodulin-dependent protein phosphatase activity. Gene Ontology annotation, biological process: calcineurin-mediated signaling. NCBI's taxonomy places the organism in Eukaryota, Euglenozoa, Kinetoplastea, Trypanosomatida, Trypanosomatidae. The record is from RefSeq and is a predicted model, not a curated record. Gene Ontology annotation, cellular component: calcineurin complex; cytoplasm. The transcript has a single exon. The coding region runs from base 1 to 1341 and encodes 446 amino acids.
AUGGAUCUUGCGGGAGAUAUGGAAUCGGAGAAUGUAGUUCAGAUCCCUUCAGUCACUGAUAGAAAUAAUAACAGUGAUAAAGAUGACCAAAAUACUUUAAAAACAGCUGGACAGAUUAAACAGAUGUUGAGUACUGAAAGAGGUAUGAAAAGUGUACAGCCACCAAACUGGGAACCCUUAUCUCAUGAUGUAGUUUUCGAUAAGGAUGGAGUUCCUAUUCCUGAGAAUAUUAAAUUCCAUUUUGCACGAGAAGGUUUACUUAGUGUAGAAGAUGCGUUGGAAAUUGUUAUGCGGAGCGCAUCUAUUAUGAAAAAAGAACCAAAUGUUGUAGAACUACAAGGUUCUGUAGUUGUUUGUGGAGAUCUUCAUGGACAAUUUUAUGAUCUUCUUAAAAUCUUUGAACUUGGGGGUAAACCAGGGCAACAACAAUAUAUUUUUCUUGGCGACUAUGUAGACCGAGGUAAUUUUGGAAUGGAAAUUGUAUUACUUCUUUUUGCGUAUAAAAUACGUUAUCCAAAACGUUUUAUUAUUUUACGUGGUAAUCAUGAGUCAAGACACUUGACCUCUUAUUUUAAUUUUAAAACAGAAUCAGAGUAUAAGUACUCACUUGAUGUGUAUAAUGAAAUCAUGUUAGCCUUUGAUUGUUUACCUUUAGCGUGUAAGGUAAAUGAUAAAUUUUUCUGCGUUCAUGGUGGACUUUCUCCUGAGAUUGAAACCGUCUCUGAUAUUAAUCUCAUUCACCGAUUUCGUGAACCCCCAUCCUCUGGUCCCAUGUGUGAUCUUCUCUGGUCAGACCCAAUGACAGAGCAGGAAGAGACAACUGUAGCGCCAGGGACAAUGUUCGCCGCGAAUAGUGUUCGUGGUUGUUCCUAUACAUACACUCACAACGCCGCAUGUAAUUUUCUGGAAACUAAUGAUUUACUUGGUAUCAUUAGAGGACAUGAGGCGCAGAGUGAAGGUUAUCAUUUGUAUCGUACUACAUCUAAAGGAGUUCCAGCUGUAGUUUGUGUGUUCUCUGCACCUAAUUACUGUGAUACAUAUGAUAAUCGUGCAGCACUUAUUUCUUUAAAGGGAUGUGUAAUGAAUAUUCGACAAUAUAAUAGUAGUCCUCAUCCUUAUUAUUUACCAAACUUUAUCAAUGCUUUUACAUGGUCUUUUCCAUUUAUGGUGGAGAAAACACUGGAACUUUGGAAUGGGAUAAUUAUGACUGGUACUAGGAAUUCUGGUACAAUGGUACCAGCCAAUACUCUUAAUGACCGAAUUGAACAGGUACGAGAAAAAGUAUCUAAUAUGAGUGAGGCAAUGCAUUUAUUUCAUACAUUUCCCGAUGAAAAAAACUGA